Molecule: messenger RNA, 1778 nt
Organism: Vidua macroura (Pin-tailed whydah)
Lineage: Eukaryota; Metazoa; Chordata; Aves; Passeriformes; Viduidae
Gene: RBP1
Product: retinol binding protein 1
Exons: 4
Coding region: 1371-1778 (135 amino acids)
Biological process (GO): vitamin A metabolic process; fatty acid transport; retinoic acid biosynthetic process
Cellular component (GO): nucleus; cytosol
Molecular function (GO): fatty acid binding
Source: RefSeq, a predicted model, not a curated record
GGCUUCAGCUGUACCACAUGCAAACAUCUGAGAGUCUCAGUACUUGAGCUCUGAUGUUAGUGGGGAAAAUCCAUGCUACUCUCUGCUGGUUGCCUGUUAAUGCUGAUUGAGUGUCUCUCAUUUCUGACAGGAGUCACUUUCAGAGAAUACAGAACUCUAUAAACUGCUCCCUCUGUGUUUCAGAGCUCCUCAACUGAAAGUAUUCAUGCAGCAGUGCUGUAGCAUUUAUCACUGUACAGAGUAACCACUGCUUCCUAAUACAAGUUUCCACCUAACUGGUCCUUCUGAGCCCCCAGCUGGCCAAGCAGCUUCCACUGGUGGUGUGGGAGGAUGGAUUGUAGGAGAAUAGAGAUAGAACUCAAGGCAAUCUCACCGCUGAGGAGUUGCAGCUGGACUAAUUACCAAAGAGUAGGAACAGGCCUGCCCUUAAUAGAGCACAGCUGUGUCCAAUAAGGAUGGUCCAAUAAGGAUGGGUGUUAUAAAAGGGUGGGUUAGCUAGUCAAGAGAGAGUUGGAAUCAGUUAGCUGUGCUGCUGUGAGGGUGAGGUGGUUGUGCUAGGGACAGUAGGGGUUAGUAUGUCUGCUAGGGACAGAUGGGGUCAGGCUGUCAUGCUAGGGACAGGAAGAACUCAGCUAGCUCUGCAGAAGAAAGGGAAAAGGAGUCAGUGUUGCGAGAAGCUACCUGUGAGAACUCACAGAGAGCAGGUACGAAAGUCUUGCAGUAAGGUAAUAAACUAAUGGUGACAGUCAGUUCCCAUCCGCCGUUGAUUGGUGCCAAGCACCGGCGCCAACAAUUGGUGGCCUGUACAGGAGGAGUUCCAACAUGGUGGCUCUUUAGGAUUCAGGAGCUUGUGGAACAAGUUAAAGGAAUAGCAGACACAAAUGGCUUUGCGUGAAAAGGUCUGUAUGAUUGUUUUCUUGAAAGAAAGCAUAAAGUAGCUGAAACCUAUUCAAGAAAGAAGAAUUUGGCUCAAAAAACACACAAGAUAAGCACUUUUAUAACUUUGGGUAAUAUCUUAAACUAAAGCUAUUUGAAAGGGGUUUUUUUCUGAGUGGCAUGAAGAAUGAAGAGUAAUAUGGUUUAGACGGAUUUCCCUUACACAAGUUAUAUGAAAGGUUGAAUAUUUCAUUCGUUUUAAAUCAAGUCAUCCUCCUGUCAUUAGAAAUCUCAGAGGUUCAGCAUUGUAGAAGGAUUUAAAGGUAGCACUUCAACAAUAAUCGGAUUAGAAGGACUUGCAUAGCUCCAUGGUCUAAAAAAGAGAUAAAAGAAACCAGAGUUCAAGCUUGCCGCAAAGCAAGGUAGUGAGUUGUGUGGUGCAGAAUCAACCCACGGUUCUGAGCCAGUGAUUUUGGCAAUCACCUGAAGCAGGGAUGCCUGCAGACUUCAAUGGGUACUGGAAAAUGGUCAGCAAUGACAAUUUUGAGGAGUAUCUGAAAGCACUGGAUGUAAAUGUUGCUGUAAGAAAAAUAGCAAACUUACUAAAGCCUGACAAAGAAAUCCUUCAGAACGGGGAUCAUAUGAUCAUUAAAACGCUAAGCACUUUUAGAAACUACAUCAUGGAAUUUGAUGUAGGGAAGGAGUUUGAGGAGGAUUUAUCUGGGGUGGAUGAUCGCAAGUGCAUGACUACUGUGUCUUGGGAUGGAGAUAAGCUGCUUUGUGUACAGAAUGGAGAGAAGGAAGGCCGUGGCUGGACCCAGUGGAUUGAAGGGGAUGAAAUGCACCUGGAAAUAAGAGUGUGUGGAGUCACAUGUAAGCAGGUCUUUAAGAAGGUGCAGUGA